UGACAGCGCGGGCGGGAGGGGGAGGGGGAGGAAAAGUCACAGCGCUUGGGAGACGCAUUCCUCAAACAGGGACACGGUACCAGUAACAAGUUUAAUUUCGUUGCAGAAAUAGGUUUAUAUUUUGGUUUACAAUUACAGUUUGGUUGCAUUUCACUCGGCCUGAGUCACGAGUCUCUGAAACGGUCCCAUUCCAGAAACCUCGACAUCAUGGACGGCCUGGAAAAGCAGCUAAUCUGUCCGAUCUGCCUCGAGAUGUUCACCAAGCCGGUGGUGAUCUUACCCUGUCAACACAACCUCUGCCGGAAGUGUGCCAAUGACAUAUUUCAGCCACAUGCUCACGUUGGUCUACAACUGUGGUGCUGAAGUGGCGCUGUCCCUUCAGCACCUGGGCGGCAGUCACAUGUUAAGUGUUUGCUGGCGGUAGGGCUCCCUCCAUAAAAGGAUGGCCCUGAUACUUCAUUUGAUUACAGGAUUAUUUCAACAGGCCUCCAAUCCCUAUUUGCCAACACGUGGGGGUUCUACUUUGAGUUCUGGUGGCCGGUUCCGCUGCCCCUCCUGCAGACACGAAGUGGUCCUAGAUCGACAUGGUGUUUAUGGACUCCAACGGAACCUUCUAGUUGAAAACAUAAUCGACAUGUACAAACAGGAGACAGUCAGUACCAGCAAUAAAGCAGAGCCACAGCAGGAUCCAGCUGUUAUGAUGUGUGAGGUACAUGAGGAUGAGAAGAUUAAUAUCUAUUGUGUGUCCUGUUCUGUUCCCACCUGCUCCUUGUGCAAAGUGUUUGGUGCUCAUCAGAACUGUGAAGUUGCACCACUCAGUACUGUCUACGAGAGCCAAAAAACAGAGUUAUCAGAGGGUGUUGCUAUGUUAGUGGGAAACAAUGACAGAAUUCAGGCCAUCAUCAGCCUGCUGGAGGAGAGCUGCAGAUCUGUGGAGGAGAAUGGGCGCAAGCAGAAAAUGCAUGUGUGUGAGUCAUUUGAUCACCUAUAUGCAUUACUGGAAGAUAGGAAAGGAGAUCUGACACUUAAAAUCAGCUCUGAACAGCAGGAGAAACUUAAUUACAUCAAAGGCCUACAGCGCAGGUACACAGAGCACCUGGACAAGAGUGCAAAGCUUGUGGAGACAGGAAUCCAAACCAUGGAGGAACCAGAGAUGGCCAUCUUCCUGCAGAAUACAAAGCCUCUACUACAAAAGAUAUCAGAUGGCAGGAACACCUCUCAUUUGGAGAAAUUGGAGCGUGGUUAUGAAAAUAUGGAUCAUUUUACUGUCAGUUUUGAGCAUGAAAAGAGAGCCAUCUUUAACAUUGACUUCACCAAAGAUGAUGAUGGAGCUGGUGAUAUUCAUGAUGAGGCAGAGGAUCAUGAAAAUGAAGUGGUUAAUGAUACAGGGGUCAGUGGCUGGACUCAGGGGUCUGAAGGAUUUAAGACUUCCUCUGUCAAGCAAAAUCCUGUCCUGAAUUCAGACACCCAGCCAGUUGUGGAUAGCAUAUCUCAACUGACUGCUGCUCAAAGUGCUGCACAGACAGUGGACUCCAGUUCAACGCAAAACACACCAACAACUACUUCCACUACUGUCCAAACAAAAACCACUAGCAUGUCACAGAGUACAUCCUCAGUCACACCCACUCCAAGCACAGACCCCAGCAUGCCAGAAAAUACAGCAACAGAGGGAUCCACCAACCCUAGUGCAGGAGGAAUUGCCAAUCAAAGCUCAGAUGGUCCACGCCAUGUUUUCUCCUUUUCCUGGCUCAAUACACCCAAAUAAAAAUUCUGUACUUAAUGGGGAAAUUUAUCCCAAUUUAUGUAUUUUUAACAGACAUUCAGCUGAAACAACAUGACGUUUUGUGUGUGUGUGUGUUAUUUAUACACACACAAGCCAUAGAGAAUAUAUUCUCCACUCUCCAUUUCAGACUCCAGCACUGGGACAAUGUAUUGGACACAGAAUAAUACUAAAAAUAUAUAAUUCACAGUAAUUAAUGUGAUAACUGCUCAGUAAAGGGGUGAGUGUGGAAUAAAA
Messenger RNA from Hemibagrus wyckioides, 2017 nucleotides. It is a transcript of the gene trim55a, whose product is annotated as tripartite motif containing 55a. Gene Ontology annotation, molecular function: zinc ion binding. NCBI's taxonomy places the organism in Eukaryota, Metazoa, Chordata, Actinopteri, Siluriformes, Bagridae. Bases 443 to 1765 code for a protein of 440 amino acids. The record is from RefSeq and is a predicted model, not a curated record. The transcript has 12 exons.